AUGGAGAAACAGAUGGUGAACGCGGGCCCUAAGGCGGACAAGCCCGAUGACUCCAAGGCCAAGCCUGAGCCCAAGCCACAGGUGUCUAUCGCCAAGCUUUUUUCCUAUGCCGAUGGGAGGGACAAGUUGUACAUGUUCGUCGGGAUCAUCGCUGCGGCAAUACAUGCCUGCACCCUGGAUGAACUCGGCGAGCCUGUGGAGGAAGACGAUGAAAAAACGAUCCUGGAGAGCGUGACGAGCUUCUGCAUCCUCUUCGGUGUAAUCGGCUUCGUCGCCGGGGUGGUCGGGUUCGUCCUGGUGACCCUUUGGAGUAUCUCCGGAGAACGCCAGGCGCUACGCAUGCGGAGGGAAUACGUGAAGUGCAUCCUGAAGCAGGACAUCGGAUGGUUCGAUGAGCACCCCGCGGGGCAGCUUCCCACGGCCGUCACCGCUAACAUGGCAAAGGUGCAGGACGGCUUGGGCAGGAAGAUCGGGGACAUCAUCCUCAACGGCCUCAGCGGCAUUGCCCUGCUUGUCACCGGGAUCAUCAUCAACUGGGAGCUCGGGCUGGUGAUGCUGGCGUGCGUUCCUUUCAUCGGUGGGAGCGUCGCUGUCCUGUCCAAGCUCAUGUCCAGCAGCACUCAGGAGGGGAACGAUCACUACUCCAAGGCGGGCGGUGUUGCCACAGAGGUCCUCAGCGGCAUCCGCACGGUGGCCUCGCUCAACUCCGAGGAGAUCGAGCUGAAGCGCUACGGCAAACACCUGGACGGAGCCUACCACGCCGGGGUGAAGGAGGGCAUGGCCAAGGGUCUCGGCAACGGCAUGCUCUUCACCUCCUUCUACAUGAGCUAUGCUCUCGCCUUCUGGUUUGGCACGAAGCAGGUGGCUGACGGGGACGGACGCUCAGGAGGGGACGUUUUGGCUGCUAUCUUCGCCGUCCUCAUGGGCUCGAUGAUGUUCGGCCAGACCGCCCCCGGCAUCGCCGCCCUGGGCGUCGCCCGCGGGGCCGCCGUGGAGGUGUUCGAGGUUCUUGACCGCGUGCCCCCCAUCGACUCGUCCUCGGAGAAGGGGCUCAAGCCCGCGAACGUGGAGGGGCAGGUGGUGUUCGACAGCGUCGGCUUCAGCUACCCGGCCCGGCCGAACGACGUGGUGUACGGCUCCCUCAGCCUGGAGGUAGCAGUCGGCAAGACCCUAGCCCUGGUCGGGCCUUCCGGCGGAGGAAAGUCCACCAUGACCAAGCUGCUGCUGCGAUUCUACGACCCCACCUCGGGUACCGUGACUCUCGACGGCACAGACAUCAAGUCUCUCAACGUCGCCUGGUAUAGGCAGCAGAUCGGCUACGUCGGGCAAGAGCCUGUGCUAUUCGCCGGGACAAUCGCGCUCAACAUCGCCAACGGCAAGCUGGGGUCCACGCAGGAUGAAAUCAUCGCCGCCGCUAGGGCUGCCAACGCGCACGAGUUUAUCAAGAGCUUUCCGGAGGGCUACAACACAGGAGUCGGCGAGGGAGGGUUCCAGCUGUCUGGAGGCCAGAAGCAGCGCAUCGCCAUCGCCCGUGCGAUCAUCAAGGACCCGGCCAUCUUGCUCCUUGACGAGGCCACGUCUGCCCUCGACUCCGAGAGCGAGAAGGUGGUGCAAGCCGCCCUGGACAAGCUCCACAAGGAUAAGCCCCGCACGACGGUGACCAUCGCCCACCGUCUAUCCACCAUCCGAGGCGCCGACAAGAUCGCCGUUAUCGACAAGGGCGUCGUCGAGCUGGGAACUCACUCCGAGCUCCUCGCCCUCAACGGAGUCUACCACAUGCUGUGCACUAGCCAGGGCGGCAAGACUGAGGAGGAGAUCGAAGCGGACAUUCAAGCUCGUUUGGCCAGGCAGAAGAGCUUGUCCGGCGCGAAGGUGACGAGGGAGGCGAGUGGCAGCGACGCCUUGCUGCGUCGCCAGAGUUCCAACGUCAACCCCGGCCAGGAGAUCGACCUCUCGGCUUCGGCUGGCAAGAAGGACGCCAAGGUGGAGGAGGAGAAGCUCCCCAAGCCUCCCAGGGGUCGCAUGUGGUCGCUCAACAAGGGAGACUGGCCGUGGCUCGUGCUGGGCGUUAUCGGCGCCAUCAUCGCGGGUGGUACUACCCCUUCUGAGGGGGUCUUCAUCGCUCACGUGCAGGUGCGGCACGACAUCUCGUGGUUCGACAAGGAAUCCUCCGCAGUUGGCAUCCUCACCUCUCGUCUUGAGUCGGAAGCUUCCAUGGUGCGGAGAUCGACCGGGAGCAACGUUGCCCACUCGACCCAGCUGAUCAUGACCCUGACCAUCGGUACCGUCAUCGGUCUUGUCUUCGCCUGGCAGAUCGGACUGCUCGCCAUGGCCAUGAUCCCCUUGAUCGCCGCCGCGGGAGUUGUGCAGAUGGCGAUGCUUACCGGAGGCUACGGUGACAAUGACGGUCUUGACGGUGGCGGAGGUGCCGCGGGUCUGCUGAGCUCCUCCCUUCAGGGGAUGACCACGGUGACUGCCUUCAACUUGCAGGAGAAGCUCGCACAGGACUACAAGCAGGCGUCCGAGAGUUCCCUCGACGCCCGCAAACGGCGCGGCCUGAUCGCCGGAGCGGCUUUCGGCUACAGCCAGGCCAUCAUCUUCUGGGUGUUCGCGCUUCUCUUCUACGUGGGAGCAGUGCUCGUCGAUGACGGUACGAUCGAGUACAAGAACUUCUUCACGGCCAUGUUCGCGGUUAUCUUCGGAGCCUUCGGGGUUGGACAGAUCAGCUCUGACGCGAAAGAUGCCGGGGAAGGAGAACAGGCGGCGGCAAAGAUCUUCCGCCUCACGGACGAGCCCCUGAACAUCGACCCCUUGUCCGAGGAGGGAGCCAGGCCCGCGACGACCAACGGCGCCGUGGAGUUUAAGAACAUCUUCUUCGCCUACCCUUCCCGCCCUAACAUGCAGAUCUACGGAUCGGACAAGUACCCCCAAGGCUUCUGCUUGGACGUCGCGGCGGGAGAGACGGUGGCGCUCGUGGGGCCCUCCGGAGGGGGAAAGUCCACCUGCAUGGGGCUGCUGCUGAGGUUCUACGAGGCAUCUAAGGGGAGCGUGACGAUCGACGGCCGCGACAUCAAGGAGGUCAACGUCAAGUGGCUCCGCUCGCAGAUCGGCUACGUGGGUCAGGAACCGGUACUGUUCCAGGGAACGAUCCGCGAAAACAUCGCCAAGGGGGACCCCGGCGCAAGCGAUGACAGAAUCCAGGAGGCUGCCAAGGCCGCCAACGCCCACGACUUCAUCAUGGACUUCCAGGAGGGCUACGAUGCUGACGUGGGCGAGAAGAGCGCUCUCUUGUCCGGGGGCCAGAAGCAGCGAAUCGCCAUCGCCCGGGCCAUCCUCAACAACCCUCCGAUCCUUCUCCUCGACGAGGCUACCUCGGCCCUCGACAACGAGAGCGAGAAAGUGGUGCAAGAGGCCCUUGACCAGCUGCAGGCGAAGCAGAAGCGGACGACCCUUACCGUGGCUCACCGCCUGACCACGAUCCGCAACUCCGACAAGAUCGCCGUGCUCAACGGCGGGGGCGUGCAGGAGCUCGGCACACACGACGAGCUGCUGGCCCUCAAGGGCUUGUACUCCACGCUGUGGAACCAGCAGACGAGCAAGCUCACGGGCGAGUAACAGAGCGACGGCUUCGGAAUCAUCUCUCGCCUUCUAACGCCUCUCUUGGGGUGUUGUCAUUAUGCUGAUUUUCCAAUUUUGUAGGCUUUUUUCUUGUUGUUUGCAGAAAACCGUCGCCUCCCACGAUCGCAAAAUUGAAAACGGGUAGGGCGAGGGUUUGGUCAACCGGAUAGAGAAAGCCAAGCCUAUCCUUAUCAGCUUCACGGACUUGCCUAUCAGUGAUCAAUUUCACAUGGGCCCAACCUGCUAAGUUCUUGCUCUCGUGGAUUUUUUUCUGCUCUCUGGGGGGGCUUGACCCUUAUGAUUGUUUUGUUCAAGACUGCAUGCAGUCCCAUGUGCAGAGAGGGCUCGUUUUCGCCGUACACAAUGUUUGGAAGAUGGGAUAGCUGGAAUCGGUUGUUUGUUUUCCUAAGACAGGUGCGAUCGGUACUUUCGUGAAACUCUAGAACAGGCGCCGGUCUCCUGACCCAUCGACACAAGGCGUUGCAAGGUGAUGGGGUGCGUUUUCAGCGCAGUACGAACGGGUGGGUGUGUUUGCUCUCCUGGCCAUAUAUCUAUCCGAAACGGCUGGUUUGCCGGGAGCCAUUGCCGGAAUGGGCGUUUUCGGUGCCACUUACUUUUGUUUCCGUUGCGUUUGGGUGUGUGUGUGUGUUCUUUUGUCUUUUACGCAACUUCGGGCUCCGUUUGGUUUGCUUCCACCAGAAAACUCCGAGCUCAAUCUAGCCAUUCCACGAAGAAUGUCCUCAAGGGGCUUCCUGAAGGGGUAAUUAUGUCUGCAAUGGAGAUGAGCUGCUUCCAGCGUAGCCUAAUGAAAAUCGGGGUUCAACGAGAUUUUCCUCUUUUUUGUUUUUAGGGUGCGAUGGGCGACGGGUGCGAAAGUCAUUUCUUUGUGUCGAUGCACCGAGGACACCGUUCUUAAGGCAGUGCAUAAGCGAGACUGGCAAAUAUUUCCUGCCACGUACGAUGGCUUUUCGGCAUUUGUUGUUGACUGCUUUUAUUUCUUUCCUCUCUGAUUGGAGAAAGGGCGCCAGGCUUGUUUGUAUCUCGCGGAAUUGGCGCCGCGUCGACGGUCGUAUGUGUGUGUCCCUGUAGUUCGUUGGAGUUGCUCGUCACUACACGUGGACUACUAUUACGUGUUUUGCGGCAACACAGGCAGGCAUGGCAAGAUAUAGUUGUACCAUACCAACUUUCACUACGUAGGGUGC
Ectocarpus siliculosus is the source of this 4820-nucleotide messenger RNA. The record is from the annotation of a GenBank genome assembly. NCBI's taxonomy places the organism in Eukaryota, Phaeophyceae, Ectocarpales, Ectocarpaceae.